Aedes albopictus (Asian tiger mosquito) is the source of this 2605-nucleotide messenger RNA. RefSeq names its product DNA replication licensing factor Mcm7 (gene Mcm7). Gene Ontology annotation, cellular component: nucleus; MCM complex. Bases 208 to 2376 code for a protein of 722 amino acids. Gene Ontology annotation, biological process: double-strand break repair via break-induced replication; DNA strand elongation involved in DNA replication; DNA replication. The record is from RefSeq and is a predicted model, not a curated record. NCBI's taxonomy places the organism in Eukaryota, Metazoa, Arthropoda, Insecta, Diptera, Culicidae. Gene Ontology annotation, molecular function: single-stranded DNA helicase activity; single-stranded DNA binding; ATP hydrolysis activity. The transcript is spliced from 3 exons.
GGAGGUGCUGUUUUGGCGGUUUUGGCGCCAACUACCCGCCAUCGCAUUCAAGCAUCUGCUUUUGGUGCCUACGCUGCUGAGAUUGUUUCGAUUGUGAAUUAAGUUUUGCCAGUUUUUUGUUGAAUUUUCGUUGGAUUUUAGUUGAAAUUGCAAUUGUUUGGAAGUGCGUGGAUUACGUUCCAUCGGGAUUAUUAAGUUUUCAUCAAAAUGCAACGAGAUUACAGUGCAGAUAAAGAAACGAUCAACUCCUUCCUGACGGAAUUCUACAAGGAGGACGAAGAUGGCAAAAAGAUCUUCGUUUACGCACGCCAAUUGACCAACAUCGCCCACCGCGAGCAAGUUGCGUUGACGAUAGAUUUGGAUGAUGUGACCAGCUAUAAUGAUCUGUUGGCGGAGGCCAUCCAAGCCAACUGUCGCCGCUAUGUGAAGAUGUUCUCGGAUGCGGUGUUUGAGUUGCUACCGUCGUAUAAGGAACGGGAAGUGAUCAACAAGGAUCCACUGGAUAUCUACAUCGAGCAUCGUCUGUUGAUGCAGAGCCGGAUGAGGAACCCGAAUGAGCACCAUGAUGCCCGCAAUACCAUUCCGGCGGAGCUGAUCAAGCGGUUCGAGGUGUAUUUCAAGGCACCCAGCUCAUCGAAGGCCAUUUCCAUCCGUGAGGCGAAAGCGGAAAGCAUCGGUAAGCUGGUUACGGUUCGUGGUAUCGUAACCCGUUGUACCGAGGUAAAACCGAUGAUGACGGUGGCCACGUACACUUGUGACCGUUGUGGCGCUGAGACAUAUCAGCCGGUGUCAGCGAUGAGUUUCAUGCCGGCGGUCGAUUGCUCGUCGGAGGACUGCCGUGUCAACAAAGCAGGUGGAAGAUUGUAUCUUCAAACCCGUGGAUCCAAGUUUAUGAAGUUCCAGGAGCUGAAGAUUCAAGAGCACAGCGACCAAGUUCCGGUCGGCCACAUCCCACGCUCUUUGACGGUGAUGUGCCGCGGGGAAAUUACACGUUUGGCCCAGCCGGGAGAUCAUGUUGUGAUCAGUGGAAUUUUCUUACCUCAGCAAAGAUCUGGAUUCCGAGCGAUGGUUUCCGGAUUGUUGAGUGAGACUUUCCUAGAUGCGCAUCGUCUUGUUUGUUUGAACAAAUCGGACGAUGGGGAGGUUAGCAAUGAAAUCAGCGAAGAGGAAAUGGCAGAGCUAGCGAAGGAUGAUUUCUACACAAGAAUGGCCAGCAGUUUGGCGCCGGAAAUCUACGGUCACCUGGAUGUAAAGAAAGCACUGCUUUUGUUGCUUGUUGGUGGCGUUGAUCGUAGCCCUGACGGAAUGAAGAUCCGUGGCAAUAUUAAUAUCUGUUUGAUGGGAGAUCCUGGAGUGGCCAAGUCUCAGCUAUUGGGCUACAUCGCUCGUCUUGCUGUUCGGAGCCAAUAUACUACGGGACGCGGUUCUUCCGGGGUUGGUCUGACUGCUGCUGUAAUGAAGGAUCCACUGACCGGUGAAAUGAUCCUCGAGGGAGGAGCGCUGGUGCUGGCCGAUCAGGGAAUUUGCUGCAUUGACGAGUUCGAUAAAAUGGCCGAAAACGAUCGAGUGGCCAUUCACGAAGUUAUGGAACAGCAAACCAUUUCGAUUGCCAAGGCCGGCAUAAUGACCUGCUUGAACGCUCGUGUGUCUAUCCUAGCAGCGGCUAAUCCUGCCUACGGACGAUACAAUCCAACUCGUUCGAUCGAACAGAACAUUCAACUUCCUGCUGCUCUUCUUUCCCGUUUCGAUCUCCUGUGGUUGAUCCAGGAUAAGCCCGACCGUGACAACGAUCUCCGUCUGGCCAAGCAUAUUACCUUCGUGCACAGCCAUGGAAAGCAACCACCGUCUCGUAUUAAAACGCUGGACAUGUCUUUGAUUCGUCGUUACAUUGCUCUGUGUAAGCGCAAGAAUCCCGUUAUCAAGCCAGAAUUGUCCGAAUAUAUCGUCAACGCUUACGUGGAACUGCGCCGAGAAGCACGCAACAGCAAGGAAGGAGGCAAUAAGGACCAGACCUUCACUUCUGCUAGGAACUUGCUGGGUAUCCUGCGUUUGUCGACUGCCCUGGCCCGGCUCCGUUUGGCUGACGAAGUGGACAAGGAUGAUGUUCAGGAAGCGCUCCGAUUGCUGGAAAUGUCCAAGGACUCCGUGAACAUGAAGGAAUUGAGGCCCACACACGUUCCAAAUACCGCGGAUAAGAUCUUCGACCUGGUACGAGAGCUGGCCGGUCAGAGCAAAACGGUCAAAAUUUCCGAUGUGAUGGACCGCUGCACGACCAAGGGCUACAAACCGGACCAGGUGGACAGCUGCAUCGAAAAGUACGAGGAGCUCAACGUGUGGCAGGUCAAUCAGACGAGAACGAAAAUCACCUUUAUUUAAAUGCACUUUAUUUUCCUUCUGUUAGGUUUAAGUUUUUCUCCAUCGAUAUCAGUUUUUAAUCCACAUUUUUUACAUAGCUGGUAAGGUUUUAUGUGUAAAACAAGUUUGUGACGGUUUAUCUGUUGUUAAAUCAAUUUAACCGUAACUAAGCCGAUAGUACAAUGUAACGAGCGUAAAUUGAUCAUUUCUGCGCACAUCUUUCUGUUUAAUAAAGUAUACAGUGACUUGA